Molecule: messenger RNA, 429 nt
Organism: Colletotrichum spaethianum
Lineage: Eukaryota; Fungi; Ascomycota; Sordariomycetes; Glomerellales; Glomerellaceae
Exons: 3
Coding region: 1-429 (142 amino acids)
Source: RefSeq, a predicted model, not a curated record
AUGCGUACUCAAUCAUUUCUGGCGGCUAUUGCGUCGGUCGCUUAUUCUACGGCUGCGGCCCCUGCUGAAGAUCAUCCAGAGUCCCUUGCUUUUGGCCCUUUCAAUAUCAACGAUGGAGUGGAGACUGAGAACGCACUGCUCAACAAGCGAGAUGACUGCGGCACAUUGGGAGCCCUCUUCAGCAAGAACAGCAUCAACAAUCUCAUGUGGGACCUCCAGAACAACAACCCAGAUGGGAUGACCUACGUCCCCCAUAACAACUUCGUGAGUUGGUCAAACGGCGACGCCCAAGUUUGUGUAAAGAAUACUUAUAUCACGGAAAAUACCCAUGUCAAACGCUGGGAAGUUGGUUGGGCCGUCGGAUACAUCCGCGACAUGUGCUGCACUGCUUCAGGUAACUCGCAAUGUUGUGGUGCAAUCAGUAACUAG